AAUGGCUAAGCCGUACGGACGCCGAACCAACCCGCUUUGUCAUUAUUCAUCAUUUGUAUACAAGUACUUUUCGCAGUCAGUCCGACUAUGUUCGGAUGACUCGACAAUAAAUCCCAUUUCCACUCUCUACUGCCCUUACAGAGCAUUAACUUGGAGUCGAUUUCCUCGAUCCAACGUAAUGAGUGACGAGCGAACGCCGCUGCUCCAGCCCACGGACAAUCGUGGUGGAAGAGAUGACUCCCUAGUCCAGGGAGAUAGCAUCACCACAGCGGAUGUAGUGGGCGAGGGUGCACUCGAAGCCCCAAAGCUCCCAGAUCCUUCGCCACGAAAACCAGAUGAUCUCGUGAACUUUGGACAAGAUGGGCUUCUUGCUGAUAUAUCAAGGACCCAAUUCCGACUAAUUUUUGGGGGCAUCCUGUUGGCGUAUUUUAUAACCAUGUUUGACUCUACGUUAAUGGCUUCGAGCCACCCGGUCAUCACAUCAUACUUCAACGCCUCCAACUCUGCAUCCUGGCUCUCCACGGCGUUUUUGCUCACUUCGACCUCACUCCAACCAUUGCUGGGCCGCCUUUCAGACACCAUUGGUAGGCGUCCGCUCUACCUUGCCGGUGUAGCUUUUCUUGCCGCCACAACCGCAUGGUGCGCAUUGGCUCAGAGUAUUGGUAGCUUCAUCGCCGCCAGAGCUUUUUGUGGUCUAGGUGCAGCAGGUGUUCUAUCUAUGGGGAACGUGAUGACAAAUGAUCUUGUCAGUAUUGAGGUUCGAGGAACUUACCAGGCCUACAUCAAUCUCUUCUACGGUGGGGGCUCCGCUGCUGGUGCCGCUUUUGGUGGCUUUCUAUGCGACAAAAUUGGAUGGCGAAUGACUUUUGCUAUACAGAUCCCGGUGUUUGUUGUUCUACUCGUCGGGGGGUAUUUCACCAUUCCUGUUCAUUUGGGUCCAAACCUUGCGAAGCGCUCUGGGAUGGGGUUCAAAAACGCUAUGAAGGGCUUUGACUUCGCCGGAUCGUUCCUUCUGACGUUCACAGUGGCGUUUCUGAUCCUCGGGUUGAAUCUCGGGGGCAAUGUGUUUGCUUGGAAACAUCCUCUCGUCAUCACAUCGCUCGUUGUUGCUGUGAUUGCUGGUGCAGUCCUUGUACGUGUCGAGUCCAAAACAGCGAGACCUGUGAUGCCACUUAACAUGCUGUUCACCCGACCUCGCGGCAAUCUCGUCUUCAACAACUUCUUCGCGCAGCUGGGCAUCAACACCAUCAUAUUCAAUGCGCCCUUGUAUUUCCAGGCCGUAAAACUUGAGUCGGCAUCGAUGUCUGGCUUUCGAUUAGCUGGUCCAUCUGUAGCUCUCACAAUCUGUGGGGUCUCUUCAGGCUUCAUCAUGUCCGCUACUGGCCGUAUGCACUGGCUUAUCAUUCUUGGUUCGAUGAGCAUGCUCAUCGGCGGUGUUGCUCUCUCCGCGAUGUGGAAAGGUAUACCAGCGUGGCUCGCGACCAUCUUCCUCGUCCCCGCCAGCGUUGGACAAGGGCUCUCCUUUCCAGCCUCUUCAGUCGCGGUGCUCGCAACGAGCACCCAGGAAGAUCAAGCCGUAAUGACGAGCACGUUGAUUCUGUGGCGGAGUUUGGGCGUCGUAAUGGGCGUCUCCCUGAGUAGCGUCAUCUUGCAAAACGCCUUGACCGCAUAUCUUGAGCAAUUCGUGACGGGCGCCCACAAAGACGAAAUCAUCCUUACUGUGCGCCGGUCGGUCCGGUCCAUCGUCGACUUAUCUCCCAAGCAUCAAAGUCAAGUCAUCGACGCGUACUAUCGCAGCUUACGGCUCACAUUCCUCUCAACCAUUGUCAUUUUCAUCGUGGUCAAUAUCCUUGUCUUGGUUAUCAAGUUGCCGAAUUUGAAGCGGAAGCAGCCGGAAGCGGAGGAAGAGGAGGAGGGGGCGGAGUAA
Periconia digitata is the source of this 1927-nucleotide messenger RNA. The record is from the annotation of a GenBank genome assembly. NCBI's taxonomy places the organism in Eukaryota, Fungi, Ascomycota, Dothideomycetes, Pleosporales, Periconiaceae.